AAGGGAAAACGUGUAAGGCACAAUGGCAGUGUGGCGGUAGUAAUGUAAUGGUUUUGUCACGGAAACUAUGGUCUAUGGGGCGGGUUAGAUCUUGGUCACUCACUGCCUUGUGAAUUGUGAUUGUUUGUGAAUGCUAUUGCUACGUUCCCUCUCUCUCUCUUUCUCUAUAUAAGUCCCUUCUCUUCUCUCAUUCCUCUCAGAUCUCUCUCUCUUCCCCUCAAUCUCUCUAACCAGGGUGCUUGUGAGAAAUUAAAAAAAAAAUAUGGUGAAGAUUUGCUGCAUUGGAGCUGGCUAUGUUGGUGGUCCAACCAUGGCCGUGAUUGCCUUGAAGUGUCCUGAGAUUGAGGUGGCUGUGGUGGACAUUUCCACGCCGCGAAUCAGUGCGUGGAACAGUGACCACCUCCCUAUAUACGAGCCUGGCCUUGAUGAUGUGGUGAAGCAGUGUAGGGGGAAGAAUCUGUUCUUCAGCACUGAUGUGGAGAAGCAUGUUGCCGAGGCUGACAUAGUCUUUGUGUCGGUGAACACGCCGACAAAGACUCAGGGCCUUGGAGCCGGCAAGGCUGCCGAUCUAACAUACUGGGAGAGUGCUGCCAGGAUGAUCGCUGAUGUUUCCAAGUCAGACAAGAUCGUGGUUGAGAAAUCAACGGUGCCGGUGAAAACAGCCGAGGCAAUUGAGAGGAUUCUGACUCACAAUAGGAAGGGCAUCAAUUUCACAAUUCUAUCAAACCCAGAGUUCCUUGCUGAGGGUACAGCAAUUGCAGAUUUGUUUAAGCCUGAUAGAGUCCUCAUUGGAGGCAGGGAAACCCCAGAGGGUCAAAAGGCUAUUCAUGCUUUGAGAGAUGUUUAUGCUCAUUGGGUUCCUGUGGACAGAAUCCUUUGCACCAAUUUGUGGUCUGCUGAACUCUCAAAGCUUGCUGCCAAUGCUUUCUUGGCUCAGAGGAUCUCCUCUGUGAAUGCCAUGUCAGCACUUUGUGAGGCAACUGGUGCUGAUGUCUCACAGGUUUCCCACUCAAUUGGCACAGACUCAAGAAUUGGACCAAAGUUCUUGAAUGCUAGUGUUGGUUUUGGUGGAUCAUGCUUCCAGAAGGACAUAUUGAACCUGGUCUAUAUCUGUGAGUGCAAUGGCCUUCCUGAGGUGGCCAAUUACUGGAAACAGGUGAUCAAGGUGAAUGACUACCAGAAAAACCGGUUUGUGAACCGGGUGGUGUCGUCCAUGUUCAACACAGUCUCAGGGAAGAAGAUUGCAAUUCUGGGGUUUGCUUUCAAGAAGGACACUGGUGACACUAGGGAAACCCCAGCAAUUGAUGUGUGCAAGGGGCUUUUGGGGGACAAGGCUAAGUUGAGCAUAUAUGAUCCUCAGGUUUCUGAAGAUCAAAUCUUGAGGGAUCUUGCAAUGAAGAAGUUUGAUUGGGACCACCCUGCACAUCUUCAGCCAUUGAGUCCAACUUCCAACAAGCAACAAAUAUCUGUGGUUUGGGAUGCAUAUGAGGCAAUCAAGGAUGCACAUGGUAUUUGCAUUAUGACUGAGUGGGAUGAGUUCAAGAACCUUGAUUACAAAAAGGUUUAUGACAACAUGCAGAAGCCUGCAUUCGUUUUUGAUGGCCGCAAUGUUGUGGAUGUUAAAAAGCUGAGGGAAAUUGGUUUCAUUGUUUACUCCAUUGGCAAGCCUCUAGAUGCAUGGCUCAAGGACAUGCCUGCAGUGGCAUAAAGGAAAAGAAGCACAAGCUAGAGUUGAAUUUGUUGGUUUUUCAGAGAGAAUGCACCCAUCCUCAUAUAUUAUCAUGCUAUUCUUAAUAUAGUUUAGAUUUCUGUUGCUGUUUUCUUUUAAAUGUUACUUUUAUUUGAUCAGGUUUUAUCCCAAGUUAGAGAGCUUCAUUGCCUAAGUGUUGUCUUUAGCUCGCUAAGAAUCCUUAUUUGUUGACCUGGUUUAAUGUAAUAAAUGAGUACUGAGGGAAAUUUUAUACGACGGAUAUCAUUUCUUUUAUGUUC
Molecule: messenger RNA, 1989 nt
Organism: Cajanus cajan (pigeon pea)
Lineage: Eukaryota; Viridiplantae; Streptophyta; Magnoliopsida; Fabales; Fabaceae
Product: UDP-glucose 6-dehydrogenase 4
Biological process (GO): glycosaminoglycan biosynthetic process
Cellular component (GO): nucleus
Molecular function (GO): NAD binding; UDP-glucose 6-dehydrogenase activity
Source: RefSeq, a predicted model, not a curated record